Scomber scombrus (Atlantic mackerel) is the source of this 1808-nucleotide messenger RNA. It is a transcript of the gene cars2, whose product is annotated as cysteinyl-tRNA synthetase 2, mitochondrial. Gene Ontology annotation, biological process: cysteinyl-tRNA aminoacylation. The transcript has 15 exons. Gene Ontology annotation, cellular component: cytoplasm. NCBI's taxonomy places the organism in Eukaryota, Metazoa, Chordata, Actinopteri, Scombriformes, Scombridae. Gene Ontology annotation, molecular function: ATP binding; cysteine-tRNA ligase activity. The record is from RefSeq and is a predicted model, not a curated record. Bases 8 to 1708 code for a protein of 566 amino acids.
UAUCACGAUGUGGGGGAACAUGGUAAGGUCGCGGAUAUGGAAAGCAAAGCUCCUCAACACUGUCACAUCCAGGUCUAAUGGAUCUUGCAGCGGUGUAUCUGCGAAGAAAUGGACGCGACCCAGAGGGUUUGACACUGGUUUAAAGACUUUUAACAGCCUGACUAAACAGAAAGAACCCCUCAUUCUGGCAAGAGAGGGAGUAGCUACCUGGUACAGCUGUGGACCUACCGUUUACGACCAUGCACACCUGGGUCAUGCAUGUUCAUACGUUAGGUUCGAUGUCCUGCAGAGGGUUUUGUCUAGACUAUUCGGAAUCACUGUCAUCCAUGCUAUGGUCAUCACUGACAUCGAUGACAAAAUUAUUAAAAGAAGUUUGGAGGAAAAUGUGUCCCCCACAAUCAUAGCAAGAUUAUAUGAGGAUGAAUUCAAGAAGGAUAUGCUGUCAUUAAAGGUGAUUCCUCCUGCAGUGUAUUUAAGAGUCACUGAGAAUGUGCAUCAUAUUGUCACAUUUAUCGAGCGGAUCAUCAAAAAUGGACAUGCAUAUGCCACACAGGAAGGGGAUGUGUAUUUUGACAUUCAGUCCAUCGGAGAUCGUUAUGGCAAGUUUGUAGGAGCUGUGGAUUCUCAUGUAGAAGCUGGCAGCUCGAAUAAAAAAGACUUGAGGGACUUUGCUCUGUGGAAGCAAUCCAAACCUCAGGAACCAUACUGGGAUUCCCCCUGGGGCAGAGGAAGACCUGGCUGGCAUAUUGAAUGCUCUACCAUCGCAAGCUCUGUGUUUGGGAGUCAGUUGGAUAUCCACUCUGGAGGCAUUGACCUGGCCUUUCCUCACCAUGAGAAUGAAGUUGCUCAGAGUGAAGCUUAUCAUCAGUGUGAACAGUGGGCAAAUUACUUUUUGCACUCAGGGCAUUUACAUCUCAAAGGCAAUGCAGAGAAAAUGUCCAAAUCUCUAAAGAACUUUAUUGCCAUCAAGGAUUUUCUGCAGUUUUACUCUGCCAAUGAAUUCCGGAUGUUUUGUCUUUUGACAAAAUACAGAUCAGCUAUAGACUACAGUGACAGCAGCAUGUUGGAGGCUCGGUCCUCUCUGGGAACAAUUUUCACCUUCUUUCAUGAUGCUCAGGCCUACAUGAAGGGCCAGCUGCAGUGUUCAUCUGUACAGGAAGCCUUUCUCUGGGAGAGGUUGGCUGAGACUAAAGCCAGUGUAGUGACAGCUCUGGCAGAUGACUUUGACACCCCAAGAGCCAUCAGUGCUGUAAUGAAUCUGGUUUAUCAUGGGAACUGCCAGCUACAGCCUGUUUCAAAAUCUGAUGGAGUGGCUCGAAGUCCAGCAGUGUUUGGAGCGAUGACCGGCUACAUCAGGGAUGUCUUGGACAUGUUUGGGAUAGAUCUGCAGCACACUAAGGGGCAGGACGCUGAUGUGAAUAGUAGUUCUCGGAGUCUAGAGGCCGUUGUUGAGCAGCUGGCUAAUUUCAGAAGUGAAGUUCGAGCAUUUGCGCUUGCCUGUCAGGAUGAUCCAACCAUCAGAACUCCCAAGAAACCUGGACUUUACCCAGAGAGAAUCCCACUCCUCAAAGCCUGUGAUAGCCUGAGAAAUGACCUGGCACCACUGGGUAUACUGAUAAAGGAUAGAGGAGCCACCUCAACAUGGGAGAUAACUCAAGGUCAUAGAGGGCAAAAAGUCCAAGACAAAGACCCAGAGACAUCCAGUUGAAAUCCACCUCUGAGACUGAAUCAUCAAGACUUGGAUCAAUAAAAACAGACCAAACUAUGCUAAUUUCAUAACAGCAGAAAGGCCUGAUGUACCUCUCACA